AGGCAGUUCUGCGAACCUGAAAAAGCAGUGUGGUUAUUUCGUCACUUAAUGUGGGUGGUUGGAGGUAGUACAUUUGGACAGAGCUUGAUGUGAUGUGUGUGUGUGUGUGUGUGUGUAGGAGAGUGCUAGACCUAUUAGACACAGCUGCUGCAUUCAAGGAGAAACGGUUUAAACCUUUGCACUAAAAUGUCAUCAGGGCAGCUCUUGUGCCUUCUACUAGCUCUUCCUUUUUGCUCUACAAACACCAGUGUGAAGAGCAUUACAGUGUCUAGUGGAGGUUUUGCCUUUCUACCAUAUACUUACAAUUUCACGAACAAUAAGGAGUACAGGAUCAAUGUGAAGUGUGAAAAAGAUGGAAAGUUUUUAUGUAAAUAUUUAAUUGACAAUAAUAUAAGUAAUAUAAAUCUCCCUGAAUGUACAACUCGGAUUAAAGUAAAUAAAGAACCUUUAGGGCUAAAUAUAACAGAUGUUGAAAGCAGUGAUGCUGGUAAUUAUACGUGUGUGAUUACCAAAUCAAUACCACCACCAACAGAGGUCAAAUCUACAACCCUGCUGCUCAAAGUAAUUGAUCCACCAUCUCUCACCCUGGAGCUGAUGAACAGCACUAACUCCUCCUGUGUGGAGCUGCUCUGCUCUCUGCAGGGUUUGAUACCACAGCAGGUGAACUUCACAUGGACCAGAGCAGCUCAGCUUCUUCACUAUUAUGAGUCCAACAAUAUGAGCAGCUUCCUGAUGCUCUGCAAGCCGAACUGGACAGAUGGAGAAACACUCACUUGUCGUGCCGAUUACUCAGUCAAUCACACACUCUACAGCAGGAACAUCAAACUCCCAUAUAACUCAGGGGUGGCAUCCUUGAUGAUGAUCACUGCAGUUACAAGCACAUGUGCAGGGCUGCUUCUCUUCAUUUUACUUGGUGUAGCCAUCUUCAAAUGGAAGAAAAGAGAUUCUUCCAAUGGAGCUGUAGUCUACAGAAAUAAAAUCUAUGAGAACUUCACUCUUUCCAAUGCUACGGUAUACCCCACAUUGCCUGCUCCCCGAAAUGCUCAACCUGUCCCCACAAACAUCAGGAAUACUACCAGAUCUACUCCACAUACAAUCAUGCAGACUCAGAGAGAGGAAUGUAUCUAUGAAAACUAAGCAACUGCUAUCUUAAAAAACAAGACUCCAGGUUUGGUCUGUGUACAUUCUGUUUUAUUUAUUUAUUUUCUAGGCACUUUUGUAUUUUUGGAACACAAACUAUGGACACACUAUCAGUGUCUCUACUCUAAAGUAGGACCAGACUAACAGUGUCAUCUCUGUAUAUAUUGUUUCUUACAAAUAAAUGAUAAAUGAAGCACCAUCUGCACCUUGCAAGUGUAUUGCAAUACCUUUUAUCAGGUGAUAGAUCUGUAAAGCAGUUUUGGUAUGUUGGUAAAAAUAAAGCAGACCACAAUGUUGUUCCAGUCUUUAGCAACUCUGUCGAAAAUAGAUAAAAGUAAUAAUUUAUAUAUUUAAUAUUUACAUGAAAAUAUAUUAAUAUGGUUUAAAAAUCAACAUGCUUGGGCGAGAAUACAAUCAAAGCUUAAUAUUGUAAUGGGCUUGAAUUUGCUUUAAAAAGUGAUGAGGACAAAAACAUAAUAGAGAGAGAUGCACUGGGCUCCUAUCCAAGAGACUUUGAUUCUUAGUCUAGCAUGGCAGUAAUUUAUAACUACAAAACUUUUGGUAGAUAAAUGUGUAUUUGCCAAGAUUGUCAAGAUUGUCUCUAGCAGUUAAGAACAUGAAGUUCAACAAGACUGGAAUUUAUGUGUUUUUUUUAUUCUGCUCACAUAUUCUCUCAUGUACCUCAGAAUCUGCGGUGGUCAGAAUUCAGUGAGUUACUGAUACCAACAUUUUAAAGGUUGAGGUUGGUGAAGAUGGAGGAUCCCUAAGGAGUUUGAAGGCAGAUGUCAUUAAAGGCAAGGGAUAAUGAUUCUUGAUGGUGAUCUCAUUUAGUCCCCUAUAACCUAUACAAGGCCAUAAGGACUUGUCCUUUUUUGUCUACAAUGAAGAAUCUGGCCCAGGCAGGUAACAGGGAGGGAUGAACGAUGCCAGCAACCAAGAAAUCCUGAAUAUGCCAUAAAGGUCAAAGAAUAGACUACAUACUGGGUUGUGCAAGUUCCUGUCUCAGUGUUGGUUUGGUCUGUUUGUGGUUUCUUGCCGGAAAUCACUGUCAGUAGCCAUGCUGCAGUUUACUUUAUUUGGAGAGGAAGUGUUAACUUGUACGUUGAUAAAAUGGCACUGUUAAUCCAUCAGAUUCUGGGAUUUUCGCUUCUGUCUUUUUUCUCAGCUGUGAAAACAUGGACUUGCCAUAAUUUUAAUUCAACACAGGUAGUUCGUCAAGGAUCGUCAACCACCAUCAAUUGUUAUCAAAAACAGAACUUUUGGCUCAGAGACAAGGGUGUUGCUAUUGCAGUUGAUUUGAGAAGAAAACACUUACUUUGUGCAUACUUCUAUAUAAACCAGUCCUGGAAUAAACAGUCGUGCAAUGACAACAUCAGACUUGUAUGGAUUCCAGAAAGAGAGCAAAUAUCGUUUGACUUGCUAAAUAUUCAGAUAAUUGAUUCGGCUGUUUACACAUGUACAGUAGUUCAAUACUUCCCACCUCCUACACACUGUGUGUUAAUCCAGAGGACAUUCAUUCAAGUAAUAGCAUCUCCAUCUGUUUCUGUGGCAUGUGUGAAAGAGCCUGAUGGAGCUCCCACUAUACUUUGUGCUACUGAGGGCUUUUACCCUGCUGAUCUGAAACAGGCCUGGCUCAGAGAUGGAGAGUACAUCAGUUACUUGAACACAUCACUUCAAAGACCAAUAUAUGAAGAAAAUCUGAGCACCUGGACCAACUGGACCUUCAAAAACAACACAGAUGGGUCCUACAGCCUUAUGUCAUACCUUCACCUGUCAUCAAACAUAGCAGAGCAGGUGAUGUACUUCUGCUGGGUGAAUCACUCAACACUGAUCGAACCAAUCACUGUUAUCAUGUCAUCUGAUGAAUGCAAAGAGAGAGAAGCGGAAUUCACAGGUAUUUUUGUUCGUUGUAUAGUCGUGGGGCCCGUCUUUGGCUUGUUGAUUUGCACUGCUUUGUUCAUUGAAAUUUACUUUCAGCACCUCAAUAAAUCAAGACAGACUUCAUUAUGAUUUUUUCUGAAAUGUGAUGUAUUGUGUAAUAUAUAUAUAUAUAU
Molecule: messenger RNA, 3194 nt
Organism: Tachysurus fulvidraco (yellow catfish)
Lineage: Eukaryota; Metazoa; Chordata; Actinopteri; Siluriformes; Bagridae
Exons: 12
Coding region: 2251-3150 (299 amino acids)
Source: RefSeq, a predicted model, not a curated record